CUUACUCUCUUCCAAAGAGAGUCAGUUUUACCACCUGAUCCAGUUACCAGCAUACCUGCUGUUAAGGCUUUCUUUUACUGCUUAUAUACCAGCAUUUUCGUGAUAGGGAUAUGUGGAAACGUAUUGGUAUGUUACGUCGUAUUUAGAAAUAAGUCUAUGCAUACCGUUACGAACAUUUUUAUAGCUAAUUUAGCAUUAUCUGACAUACUACUUUGCACUUUCGCAGUCCCAUUCACACCACUCUACUUAUUUAUGCAUGAAUGGAUAUUUGGCGCAGUAUUGUGCCACCUCGUCCCAUAUGCUCAAGGUGUUAGCGUAUACAUAUCUGCCUUCACACUGAUGUCCAUAGCGAUUGAUCGUUUUUUUGUAAUAAUUCACCCCUUCAAACCCCGCCUUAAAUUGAAAUACAGUUUACUCAUUGUUAUGGUUAUAUGGAUAGCGGCUGGUUUGCUUACUUUACCAUAUGGUAUUUUUAUGGACCUUGUUCCAGCAGGGGACGGAAGGCCAUACUGCGACGAAGGAUGGCCAUAUGAUUCUUUCCGCAAAGUAUUUGGCUGCACCACUUCAGUCUUGCAAUUUGUCGUACCAUUUCUGAUCAUUACAUUCUGUUACGUUAGAGUAUGCUGCAAACUAAGAGACAGAGCGAGAUACAAACCCGGAAAUAAUUCUCAGAAGAAAAUGGAGUUGGAAUGGGAGCGCACUAGACGACUCAACAGAAUGCUCAUUGCGAUGGUUUUAAUUUUUGGCUUCUCAUGGUUUCCAUUAAACGUGCAUAACCUCAUAGUUGAUUUUUAUAUACCUGCAAGUACAUGGGAUUAUUUGAACGGAUUUUUUUUCUUAUCGCAUGCUAUUGCAAUGAGCUCCACAUGUUACAACCCUUUUCUUUAUGCAUGGCUGAAUGAAAAUUUUCGUAAAGAAUUUAAGACAGUCCUGCCUUGCGUCGGAGCGCUGAUAGCUGGGAAUCCGAGGAGUUCCUAUAGUCUACGAACUUUAAACAUAUCCUUGCAUUGA
This is a messenger RNA of Stegodyphus dumicola, 1011 nucleotides long. Its product is annotated as prolactin-releasing peptide receptor-like. The record is from RefSeq and is a predicted model, not a curated record. Gene Ontology annotation, biological process: G protein-coupled receptor signaling pathway. Gene Ontology annotation, cellular component: neuron projection; plasma membrane. Gene Ontology annotation, molecular function: neuropeptide binding; neuropeptide Y receptor activity. NCBI's taxonomy places the organism in Eukaryota, Metazoa, Arthropoda, Arachnida, Araneae, Eresidae.